UUGAAUUGGCAGUAGCUUCGAUGUUGCCCGUCCACAAGUAAAAUUGAGCUGCGUUUCCUCGAGAGAGAGGAGCGUUUGAAUAAGAGGAAGCGCGAUCCUUUUCGAUUCGUUCGUAUUCAUCUUUCUCUCUUCUCUGUCUCUCUCUCCCUGAUCGGCAGAGAGGAAGAGGAAGAAAGCGAUGGCAAAUCAUUUAGACAAGAAGAUGUCGGAGGGACGGAAAGAAGAGCGGAGGAAGCUGGUGUUUCUCGGCGUCUCUGCUUGCUUUCUCCUCCUCCUCGUGGUGGGGGCGGUCGUGGGCAGCACCUACCAGGGCGACGGCGACGGCGACGGAUCCAACCUGAGCACCCACGCAAUGCGCGCCUCGUCCAAGUCGGUGACGGCGCUAUGCUCCUCCACGGACUACCCGCAGACGUGCGAGGCGAGCCUGUCGAAGGCGGUGCCGGCGGACACGGAAGACCCGAAGGUGCUUCUGAAGGCGGCGGUGUCGGUGGUGCUCGACGGGGUGAGCAAGGGCUUCGAGCACUCGAGGCUGCUCGAGAGCAACGACAGCCGCGUCCGCGGCGCCGUGCAGGACUGCCAGGAGAUGUACGAGGACGCCAAGGGCGACAUCAACGUCACCCUGCGGAGCAUCAUCGACCACGCCGUCGACAAGCUGCCAGCCCGCUCCCACGACAUGCGCGCCUGGCUCAGCGCCGUCGUCACCUACCAGCAGACCUGCAUCGACGGCUUCCCCGAGGGCGAGCUCAAGGAGAAGAUGAAAGCCGCCAUGAAGAACGCCAGGGAACUCACCAGCAACGCCCUCGCCAUCAUCAGCCAGGCCUCCAGCUUCCUCUCCCUCGUCAACCUCCCCGCCCGCCGCCGCCUCCUCGCCGACCACCACGAUCCACCUCUGGCCACCAGCGAUGGCUAUCCUUCCUGGUUCAGCAACCACGACCGCCGGAGGCUCAAGGAGCACAUAAACCGCAAGCCCACGCCCAACGUCACGGUGGCCAAGGACGGCACCGGCGACUUCACCACCAUCUCCGAGGCGCUCGCUAAGAUGCCAAAAAAUUACGCGGGAAGGUACGUGAUCUACAUUAAAGCAGGAGUGUACGAAGAACAAGUGACAGUGACGAAGAAAAUGGCGGAUGUGACCAUGUACGGCGACGGAUCGAUGAAGACGAUCGUCACCGGAAGCAAGAAUUUCAUCGACGGCACGAGGACUUUCCUUACAGCCACAUUCUAUGCGGCGGGAGACGGAUUCGUGGCGAUGGCGAUGGCGUUCCGCAACACGGCGGGGCCGGAGAAGCACCAGGCGGUGGCGCUCCGGGUGGUGUCGGACAAGGCGGUGUUCAUCGACUGCCGGAUGGAGGGGUACCAGGACACGCUGUACGCGCACGCACAUCGCCAGUUCUACCGCGGCUGCGUCAUCUCCGGCACCGUCGACUUCGUCUUCGGCGACGCCGCCGCCGUGUUCCAGAACUGCCUCCUCGUGGUCCGGCGCCCGCUGCCCAACCAGCAGAACAUUGUCACGGCGCAGGGCCGCGUCGACCGCCGCGAGACCACCGGCUUCGUCCUCCAGCGCUGCCGCUUCCGGGCCGACAACCGCCUCGCCGACGCCUCGCAGCCGGCCAUCCGCUCCUAUCUCGGCCGGCCGUGGAAGGAGUUCUCGCGCACCGUGAUCAUGGAGUCGCAGAUCGAGGGCUUCAUCCACACGGACGGGUACAUGCCGUGGGAAGGCGACUUCGCGCUGAGGACGCUGUAUUACGCGGAGUACAACAACAAGGGGCCGGGCGCCGCCACCGCCGGCCGCGUGAAGUGGCCGGGAGUCCACGUCAUCACCAAGGAAGAGGCGCUCAGGUACACCGUGGAGAACUUCCUGCAAGGGUCGAGCUGGAUUCCGGCGACCGGAGCGCCGGUCCACUUGGGAUUGAACUCUUGAUCACCGUUCGUGUGCGAGUUUGAUUUGAUUGAUCGAAGAGCUUCACGCCAUCGCUGGACAUCGAUUUGUAUAGUGAAAAAUCAUGAAAUCUAGCAAAAUAUAUCAUAAGAUUUACAGAAUCUAAUGCAAGAUUUCUUGAUCAUAUCUUGCUAAACGUGUAAUUCUGUUGUCUCCAUUAUGGGAUCAGCAAAUAUUUAGGUGAAUCCAAGGACAUAUAU
This is a messenger RNA of Zingiber officinale, 2139 nucleotides long. RefSeq names its product pectinesterase-like. NCBI's taxonomy places the organism in Eukaryota, Viridiplantae, Streptophyta, Magnoliopsida, Zingiberales, Zingiberaceae. Bases 179 to 1921 code for a protein of 580 amino acids. Gene Ontology annotation, biological process: cell wall modification. The transcript is spliced from 3 exons. The record is from RefSeq and is a predicted model, not a curated record. Gene Ontology annotation, molecular function: pectinesterase activity; pectinesterase inhibitor activity.